This is a messenger RNA of Oryza brachyantha (malo sina), 1724 nucleotides long. Its product is annotated as eukaryotic initiation factor 4A-3. Lineage: Eukaryota; Viridiplantae; Streptophyta; Magnoliopsida; Poales; Poaceae. Bases 194 to 1438 code for a protein of 414 amino acids. Gene Ontology annotation, biological process: cytoplasmic translational initiation. The record is from RefSeq and is a predicted model, not a curated record. The transcript has 5 exons. Gene Ontology annotation, molecular function: RNA helicase activity; translation initiation factor activity; ATP binding. Gene Ontology annotation, cellular component: cytoplasmic stress granule.
CUCCCCAAAAGACGAAACCCUCCUCCACACAUCGCCUCCGCUCCUCGCUCGAACCCCACCGCGUGCGGGACUCCGCUCUUUCCCCCCGAUCCCGACGAAUCGAAUCGAGUCCGGGACGCCGAUCUCGGAUUCGACACCGCUGGUUUUCUCCUCUUUUUUUCCCACCCCGUAAGCCCCCCGGAUCGAUUCAGCCAUGGCAGGAAUGGCACCCGAAGGCUCCCAGUUUGAUGCUAAGCACUAUGACAACAAGAUGCAGGAACUACUGCACCAAGGUGACAAUGAGGAAUUCUUCACUUCAUAUGAUGAGGUUUUUGAGAGUUUUGAUGACAUGGGCCUCCAAGAGAACCUUCUCAGAGGCAUCUAUGCUUAUGGCUUUGAGAAGCCAUCAGCCAUUCAGCAAAGGGGGAUUGUUCCCUUCUGUAAAGGGCUUGAUGUGAUUCAGCAAGCUCAAUCUGGAACAGGAAAAACUGCUACCUUCUGUUCUGGAAUCCUGCAGCAGCUUGACUAUGGAUUGGUGGAGUGCCAAGCCUUGGUCCUUGCUCCAACACGUGAGCUUGCCCAGCAAAUUGAGAAGGUCAUGCGUGCUCUUGGGGACUACUUAGGUGUCAAGGUGCAUGCCUGUGUUGGUGGAACAUCCGUUCGUGAGGACCAAAGGAUUCUUGCUAGUGGUGUGCAUGUUGUUGUUGGUACACCUGGACGUGUGUUUGAUAUGCUACGCCGUCAAUCUCUCCGCCCGGACAACAUUAAAAUGUUUGUGCUGGAUGAAGCUGAUGAGAUGCUCUCCCGUGGUUUCAAGGAUCAGAUCUAUGAUAUCUUCCAGCUUCUUCCACCAAAGAUACAGGUUGGAGUUUUCUCUGCUACCAUGCCUCCUGAGGCCCUUGAGAUCACCCGCAAGUUCAUGAACAAGCCUGUGAGGAUUCUUGUGAAGAGAGAUGAACUUACUCUUGAGGGUAUCAAGCAAUUCUAUGUCAAUGUGGAGAAGGAAGAUUGGAAGCUUGACACGCUCUGUGACCUGUAUGAGACACUUGCCAUCACCCAGAGUGUCAUCUUUGUGAACACCCGCCGCAAAGUGGACUGGCUCACUGACAAGAUGCGGAGCAGGGACCACACUGUCUCUGCCACACACGGAGACAUGGACCAGAACACUAGGGAUAUCAUCAUGAGGGAGUUCCGAUCUGGUUCUUCCCGUGUGCUUAUCACUACUGAUUUGCUUGCUCGUGGUAUCGAUGUCCAGCAAGUCUCACUUGUCAUCAACUAUGACCUUCCCACCCAGCCUGAGAACUACCUCCAUCGCAUUGGUCGUAGUGGUCGGUUUGGCAGGAAGGGAGUUGCCAUCAACUUCGUCACCCGCGAUGACGAGAGGAUGCUGUUCGACAUCCAGAGGUUCUACAACGUGACCGUUGAGGAACUGCCGGCCAACGUCGCUGACCUUCUCUAGAUUAUGUCUCAUUAGGAAUGUGGUAAGGUGCUGGAUAAAAGCUUGUUUUUGUUUAAUAUGACCCAACUUUCUCGUUUGGGAGGAGUGCUAAGGUCGGGAUCUAUUUGAAUUGUGGUUAAGGACGGCAUCAUGUAUUUUUUUUUCCCUUUUCUUCCUUUUCGUAUGCAACAAUGCAACAAUGUUUGGAAAUUUUUGUAGCGGUUAGGCUGUGCAUCCCGGGCUAGCUGGAAGAGGUACACUACUGGAAUAUUUACUUUGUUGUUUAAACUAUGUUUGUCCUGUGUUA